AUGGACCGGAUGAAGAUAAUCAAACGGAGGCUGUCCAUGUCUUUACGCAGUGCUCGACCCGUUGAUGACUCUCUAUCUGAAUUGGCUGAGCAGAUGGCUUUGGAUGAGCCAUCAAUAACCCGGGAUAAUGAGCCAAUGGUGGUGAGCGCCAUGCAUCCUCCUGCCUCCCACAGCGCUCCCUCCUUCCUGCGUCAGUAUGCUGGUCAUCUGGGCCGCACUGCCCUGCGGAGAGAGCCGGGUGGGGGGCUGGAAAGAGACAGAGCCUAUCUAAGCCUCCACAGGACUGGAUCUCUGGGUAUUGUCCAUGAGAAUGUGAAGAUGGGUUCAGACGGGGAGAGCGAUCAAGCUUCCGGAACGUCCUCUGAUGAGGUCCAGAGUCCAGUCAGGGUCCGUAUGAGGAACAACCACCACCGACGCAUCUCUAAUGAGGACAUAAAUAAACGUCUGUCUCUCCCAGCUGAUAUCAGGCUACCGGAGGGCUACUUAGAGAAGUUUGCCAUGAACAGCCCGCCCUUUGACAAGCCCAUGAGCCGCAGGCUACGACGCGCUUCAUUGUCUGAAAUUGGCUUCGGAAAACUUGAGACCUACAUCAAACUAGACAAAUUAGGGGAGGGAACAUAUGCUACUGUUUUUAAGGGGCGAAGCAAACUAACAGACAACUUGGUAGCUCUGAAAGAGAUCCGACUGGAGCACGAAGAGGGUGCACCGUGCACGGCCAUCAGAGAAGUGUCUCUACUGAAAGACUUGAAGCACGCCAAUAUUGUCACUCUCCAUGACAUUAUCCACACUGACAAGUGCCUGACACUCGUUUUUGAGUAUCUAGAAAAAGAUCUGAAACAGUACAUGGAUGACUGUGGAAGCAUAAUGAGUGUACACAACGUCAAGAUCUUCCUAUUCCAGUUGUUGAGAGGUCUUGCCUACUGCCAUCGAAGGAAGGUCCUCCACAGGGACCUCAAACCCCAGAAUCUACUCAUUAAUGAGAAAGGGGAGCUGAAACUCGCAGACUUUGGUUUGGCACGCGCCAAGUCUGUCCCCACAAAGACCUACUCAAAUGAAGUAGUGACUUUAUGGUACCGACCUCCAGAUGUGCUUCUAGGCUCCACUGAGUACUCUACGCCCAUAGACAUGUGGGGCGUAGGCUGCAUCUUUUAUGAAAUGAUCACUGGAAGGCCUCUUUUCCCUGGAUCAACCGUGGAGGAUGAACUUCACCUCAUAUUUCGUAUCCUCGGCACCCCCACAGAAGAAACCUGGCCUGGCAUCAGCACCAGUGAAGAGUUUAAGACAUAUAAUUUCCCCAAAUAUACUGCAGAACCGCUUGUUAACCACGCUCCUAGGAUAGACAACGAUGGUCACGACCUCCUCUCAGUGCUCCUGCAGUUCGAGGCAAAAAAGCGAGUGUCAGCCGAGGAUGCUCUCAGACAUGCAUAUUUCAGAACUCUUGGCGAGCAGGUUCAAAUCCUGGCUGACACUGCGUCAAUCUUCUCUGUAAAAGGUGUUCAGCUCCAAAAAGACCCUGGGAAGAGAACCUCAGUCUACCCAGAGUCAACGAUGGCCCAUAAGCUAGGCUCCGCACCCUCGCAGUACUUCCAGAGAGAAGCAGCCAAUCCCAGGCCUCAGAGUCACAAUCUGUCCUCCACUUCUACUGGCUGA
Messenger RNA from Nerophis lumbriciformis (worm pipefish), 1650 nucleotides. The record is from RefSeq and is a predicted model, not a curated record. Lineage: Eukaryota; Metazoa; Chordata; Actinopteri; Syngnathiformes; Syngnathidae.